Messenger RNA from Grosmannia clavigera kw1407, 1443 nucleotides. Its product is annotated as FAD dependent oxidoreductase superfamily. The coding region runs from base 1 to 1443 and encodes 480 amino acids. Lineage: Eukaryota; Fungi; Ascomycota; Sordariomycetes; Ophiostomatales; Ophiostomataceae. The transcript has 2 exons. Gene Ontology annotation, molecular function: oxidoreductase activity. The record is from RefSeq and is a predicted model, not a curated record.
AUGUAUAGCUUAAAAAAGUCUGCAGGCGUGAGCCUCAUUGCCACGUUUUUCAUUGGCAGCGUGACUUCGAGCUCCUGCGGGAGCGAUCAGACGAUCUCCCGCGAUGUGGUUGUAGUCGGUGGCGGUGCGUCCGGUUCCCAUGCGGCCGUGUGGCUGCGCGACAAUGGAAUGAGUGUUGUUUUGGUGGAGAAGGACAGCCUGUUGGGCGGCCACACCAAAUACUAUACGGAUCCAGUCUCCAAUGAGACGCUUAAUAUCGGUGUGCAGGCGUGGAUGCAGUAUGAGAGCGCCUACGACUUUCCGACCCGUAUGAACGUGUCGACGAGCGGGUCAAUGAAGUUCACGACCAACACGAAUGCAUUCAUCGACUUCAAAACAGGUCUUCCGGUGCCCAACUAUGCCGCGCCCUCGUCCACGGACGAGUAUGCGGCCCUGGGCGUGUAUCUGAACCUGUUGGAGAAGUACCAAGACAUGCUGCUGCCGGGAUAUGACAACUUUCCCAACGCAAGCUCCAUCCCAGAGGAUUUGUCCAUGCCGUUCGGCGAGUUUGUUGUUAAGUACGGAAUCGAGGCUGCAGUGCCGCAGCUCUGGGACUCGACCGAUCAGGGUCUGGGCGAUACCAUGAACGUGUCGACAAUGUGGGUGAUGCAGGCGUCGACGACGCCCGAGGCCAAGGCCCUGCUAGGCACAGCUGCUGCCGCUGUUCCGGCUUCUGGCCGCCUGUGGGACUUAUACGAGAGCGUGCAGAACUUUUUGGGAAGCGACGUGCUGUACUCGACCUUGGUGACAGAGUCAACUCGGUCAGACACUAACGUCACGCUGAAGACGAUCAACACGGUCACGGGAGAGGUCACGUGCAUCGAGGCCAAACGCUUGCUGAUGGCCAUCCAGCCUACGCCGGAGAACCUGCUACCGUUUGAUAUUGACGCCAGCGAAAAGGCCGUCUUCAGCCAGUUCCAGUUCUCCACCCUCUAUGCAGGCAUCCUCCGCCACCCGUCUCUGCAGGUCAACACAUCUUACAACGACCGCUCUGCAGCACCUGGGUCCACCAACUACACUGUCUUCCCUGUCUACCCCCAGCUCGGCUUCUUGACCUACAUUGGCGGCACGGAGGACUUGUUCCACUUCACAGCCGUUGGAACUGAGGACUAUGAUGCAGAGCGCAUGAAGGCUCUCAUCGCCCAGUCUAUUGACAAUAUGAUUGUGGCUGGCACCAUUCCCAAGACUGAUGGCACCCUUACCUUCUCUUACUUUGCUGAUCACGGCAAGAUGCACCCUCGCCUGACCGCGGAAGUCCUCAAGACCGGCUUGAUUCAGGAGCAGCUCGCUCUCCAGGGUCACCGCUCCACGUGGUACACUGGUGGCGCCUUUGCCGCCCCAUUUUCGACCAUCUUGUGGGAAUUCAACAAGGAGCUCUUGCCUAACGUGAUUAAGGGGAUGUAG